GGUCCUCCACCUGAGAUCCGUUUUGGGUAGAACGUGGAUGUUUUUUGGCGUUAAGAUGAUUCCCCGCUACAGACCGAGCCCGGGCUCAACAAUGUCCUUGUCCUUCUGCGGCAACGAGAACAACUCAGCCGCCUACAACGUGGACCAAGGCGUGCUCAACAACGGAUGUUUCCUAGACGCGCUCACUGUGGUGCCCCACGUCUUCCUGCUGUUCAUCACCUUCCCCAUCCUCUUCAUCGGUUGGGGCAGCCAGAGCUCCAAAGUUCACAUCCAUCACAGCACCUGGCUGCACUUCCCUGGGCACAACCUGCGCUGGAUCCUCACCUUCAUCCUCCUCUUUGUGCUGGUGUGUGAGAUCGCAGAGGGCAUUGUGUCCGAUGGGUUCACUCAGUCUCUCCAUUUGCAUCUCUAUAUGCCCUCAUGUCUGGCCUUCAUGGCUGCCAUCACUUCUAUAAUCUACUACCACAACAUAGAGACCUCCAACUUUCCAAAACUGCUGUUGGCUUUGCUUAUUUAUUGGAUCUUGGCAUUCAUUACAAAGACCAUUAAGUUUGCCAAGUACACAGAGCAUGGCAUCGGUAUGAGACAACUGCGCUACUGCCUAACUGGUCUGCUGGUUCUGCUCUAUGGCCUCCUGCUGGCUGUGGAGAUCAAUGUUAUACUAGGAAGGCGCUAUAUGUGUUUUGCCCACCCCACGGAAGUGAAGCCUCCUGAGGACCUGCAGGACCUGGGUGUACGCUUCCUGCAGCCAUUCGUCAACCUGCUGUCGAAGAGCACAUACUGGUGGAUGAAUACCUUUAUCACGACUGCUCACAGGCGUCCUAUUGACCUGAAGGUCAUCGGCAAGCUGCCCAUCGCCAUGAGAGCUCUCACAAAUUACAUGAAGCUGCGCAAGGCCUUUGAGGCUCAGAAGAGGCCGGAUGGGCUCCAGCCUCAGGGACCCCAGUGGAUCUGGAGAGCCCUGCGUCAGGCCUACGGGAAGCCCCUAAUUCUGAGCAUCACUUUCCGUUUCCUGGCUGACCUGCUAGGUUUUGUCGGGCCACUGUGCAUCUCAGGCAUUGUGCACCACAUCAGCAAGAAGAACCACACAAUCCAGGCACCAGCCCAGUUGUUGGGGAUCUAUUUCAUCUCCUCGCAGGAGUUUCUUGCUAAUGCCUAUGUGCUGGCAGUGUUGCUUUUCUUUGCUCUGCUCCUGCAGAGAACGUUCCUUCAAGCCUCCUACUACUCAGCCAUCCAGACCGGAAUCAACCUGAGAGGAGCCAUUCAGACAAAGAUCUUCAAUAAAAUUAUGCGUCUGUGCACCUCUAACAUGUCUAUGGGAGAGAUGACAGUGGGCCAAAUUUGCAACCUGGUGGCCAUAGACACCAACCAGCUAAUGUGGUUUUUCUUCCUGUGUCCCAAUCUGUGGGCCAUGCCAGUACAGAUCAUAGUGGGGGUGAUUCUGCUCUACUACCUCCUGGGAAUAAGUGCCUUGAUUGGGGCAACCGUCAUUGCUCUCCUGGCCCCUGUGCAGUACUUUUUGGCAACUAAAUUGUCCCAAGCACAAAAAAGCACUCUGGAGUACUCCAGUGAGCGGCUGAAGAAAACCAAUGAACUGUUGCGGGGUAUCAAGCUGCUGAAACUCUAUGCCUGGGAGCACAUCUUCUGCUCCAGCGUAGAGGAGACAAGGAGGAAGGAGCUCACCAGCCUGCAGGCCUUCGCCCUCUACACUUCUGUCUCCAUUUUUAUGAAUGCCGCUAUUCCAAUUGCUGCAGUUCUUACUACAUUUGUGGUCCAUGUGCACCUGUCGGAUGAUGCAGACCUGUCCCCAGCUGUGGCAUUCGCCUCGCUAUCUCUUUUCCACAUCCUCGUCACACCUCUCUUUCUCCUGUCCAGUGUGGUUCGCUCUACGGUCAAAGCACUUGUCAGUGUGCAGAAGUUGAGUGAGUUCUUCUCCAGUGAUGAGAUUGGAGAGGAGCAGGAGCCCAAGGCUACCAUUCCAACCAGCUCCACCAACCAUAGCAAUUACCAGGCCCUGCCACUAAAGGUUGUGAACCGUAAGCAUCCAGCUCGAGAGGACUGGAACAGCUAUGGGCUACAUAGUGAGCAAGACACAGAAACAGCAGCGGUGGAGGAUGAUGAUACCUGCAUCAAGAUAACCGGUGGAUAUUUCAGCUGGACUGAUGGUGCACCCACUCUUUCGAAUGUGGACAUAAAAAUCCCAUUUGGUCAGCUGACUAUGAUUGUGGGUCAGGUGGGAUGCGGGAAGUCCUCUCUGUUGCUCGCUGCACUGGGAGAAAUGCAAAGGAUUUCUGGCAUUGUCACCUGGAACAGUAAUCCAAAACUGGAUUCAGAAGGAGAUGAAAGCCCAGAUGCAGCUGGUGAUGAUGAAAUCAGGAAGAGAGGAGCUGUAGCGUAUGCUUCCCAGAAACCUUGGCUUCUUAAUGCGUCUGUUGUAGAAAACAUUACCUUUGAGAUGCCUCUGAUCAAACAAAGGUAUAAGACAGUGAUCGAGGCGUGCUCUCUGCAGCCAGACAUCGACAUACUACCACAGGGCGACCAGACAGAGAUCGGCGAAAGGGGAAUCAUCCUCUCAGGAGGCCAGAAACAGCGCAUCAGUGUAGCUCGCGCUCUCUAUCAGACCACCAAUGUGGUUUUUCUGGACGACCCAUUCUCGGCGCUGGAUAUCCACCUGAGUGACCACCUAAUGCAGGAGGGCAUUCUGAAGCUCCUCAGAGAGGAGAAGAGAACUGUGGUGCUGGUCACACAUAAACUGCAAUACCUUCCCCAUGCAGACUGGAUCAUCGCGAUGAAGGAUGGAACAAUACAGACAGAGGGUACAUUGAAAGACAUCCAGAACUCUGAGCCAGAGCUGUUUGAGCAAUGGAAAACCCUCAUGAAUCGGCAGGACCAGGAGUUUGAGAAGGAGACUGUUGCAGAAAGCAUGACUGUACUGGAGAGGAAGAACUUGAGGAGAGCCAUGUACUCCAGAGAGGCACUGAAGACCGAGGAAGAGGAGGAGGCAAUGGGGACUGCACUCACUCCUGAAGCAGAAGAGUCGGUGGAGAGUGAUGAUGAGGACAACCUGUCGCAGGUGAUGAGGCAUAGAGCCACCAUUCCAUGGGGAUCAUGUGGGAAAUACCUGACCUCAGCCGGCCUGCUACUGCUGCCGCUGCUGGUGCUCUCCCAGCUGCUCAAACACUCGCUCAUGGUGGCUAUUGACGUGUGGCUCGCACACUGGACCUCUGACGUCAUCCGUGCCAAGAUCCACGCUGACCAACACAACUGCACAUUGGUUCAGGACUGUGGUUUCAGUCACUCUUCAUACCUGCUGGUCUUUAGUGUGCUCUGCUGUCUUGGCAUCGUGCUUUGUCUGGUCACCUCCGUGGCUGUGGAGUGGACGGGGCUGCGCGUAGCUAAAGAGUUACACCACAGUCUGCUCAAUAACAUCAUCCUCGCCCCCAUGAGACUCUUUGAGACAACCCCUUUGGGAAGCAUUCUGAACCGAUUCUCUGCUGAUACGAACACCAUAGACCAGCACAUACCUACUACUCUAGAGUGUUUGAUACGCUCCACACUGCUGUGUGUGUCUGCGCUGGGUGUGAUCUCAUAUGUCACACCUGUCUUCCUCAUCGCUCUCGCUCCCCUCGCCAUCGCCUGCUACUUCAUCCAGAAAUACUUCAGAGUGGCAUCCAGAGAUCUACAGCAGCUAGAGGACAGCACACAGCUCCCUUUACUCUCUCACUUCUCAGAGACAGUGGAGGGGCUCACCACCAUCAGAGCUUUCAGGUAUGAGGCCAGGUUUCGCCAGAGGCUUCUGGAGUUCACAGAUGCUAAUAACGUCGCAUCUCUUUUCCUCACUGCUGCCAACCGCUGGCUGGAGGUUCGCAUGGAAUACAUUGGAGCCUGUAUUGUCCUCAUAGCAGCUGUGGCCUCUAUCACCAGUUCGCUUUACAGUCAUCUCUCUGCGGGGCUGGUGGGGCUGGGCCUGACUUAUGCUCUCAUGGUGUCUAACUAUCUGAACUGGAUGGUGCGUAACCUGGCUGAUAUGGAGGUGCAGUUAGGAGCAGUGAAGAGGAUUAAUACCCUGCUAAAGACAGAACCAGAGAAUUAUGAGGGGCUGUUGUCUGCGUCCCAGGUCCCAGAGGGCUGGCCCCAGCAGGGAGAGAUUCAGAUCCAAAACCUGAGCGUUAGGUACGACAGCACUCUGAAGCCUGUCCUAAAGCAUGUCAAUGCCCACAUCAAACCCGGAGAAAAGGUUGGCAUCUGUGGCAGAACAGGAAGUGGAAAGUCUUCUUUCUCUUUAGCCUUCUUCCGUAUGGUGGAUACUUUUGAAGGGCGCAUAAUCAUAGAUGAUAUUGACAUAGCAAAGCUGCCUCUUCAGACACUUCGGAGUCGCUUCUCUAUCAUCCUCCAAGAUCCCAUUCUCUUCAGUGGAACAAUCCGUUUUAAUCUAGACCCAGAGAUGAAGGCUACAGACAGUAUGCUUUGGGAAGCUCUGGAAAUCGCCCAGCUCAAACCAGUGGUGAAAACCUUGCCUGGGGGACUUGACGCUGUGGUGACGGAAGGUGGGGAGAACUUCAGCCAGGGGCAGCGCCAGCUAUUCUGUUUGGCACGGGCAUUUGUUCGCAAGAGCAGCAUUUUGAUCAUGGAUGAAGCCACUGCAUCAAUAGAUAUGGCUACGGAGAGCAUUUUACAGAAAGUCGUAAUGACAGCCUUUGCUGACAGAACUGUGGUUACCAUAGCACAUCGAGUGCACACUAUCCUGAAUGCAGACCUGGUGAUUGUGAUGAAGAGAGGGGUCAUUCUGGAGUACGAUAAGCCAGACGUUCUCCUCAGUACUGAGGACAGUGUUUUUGCCUCUUUUGUUCGGGCAGAUAAAUGACCACUGACGACUGUCCGUUUAAAGUGCAAUUCUACCAUGUAUUAUUAUUUUAUAUUUCAGCUAUACAUCAUGUUUGUAAAUAAGAUGGGAUUUCUUUACUAAUAAAAGAUAAAUGCCUAUAUAUAUAUAUAUUCAUUUCUUUUUAUCCAUAUUUGUCCAUAUAAAUUCCAUAACUAUAUGAUGAUGUGCUUUAUAGCUGCAAUACCUGACUUUUACUUCUUAAUGAAGUAUUAAAGGGCCCAUAUCAUGGGAAACCAA
Molecule: messenger RNA, 5122 nt
Organism: Colossoma macropomum (tambaqui)
Lineage: Eukaryota; Metazoa; Chordata; Actinopteri; Characiformes; Serrasalmidae
Gene: abcc8
Product: ATP-binding cassette, sub-family C (CFTR/MRP), member 8
Exons: 41
Coding region: 38-4864 (1608 amino acids)
Biological process (GO): transmembrane transport; potassium ion transport
Cellular component (GO): membrane
Molecular function (GO): sulfonylurea receptor activity; ATP hydrolysis activity; ABC-type transporter activity
Source: RefSeq, a predicted model, not a curated record